Lactuca sativa (garden lettuce) is the source of this 557-nucleotide messenger RNA. RefSeq lists its product as uncharacterized. Lineage: Eukaryota; Viridiplantae; Streptophyta; Magnoliopsida; Asterales; Asteraceae. The record is from RefSeq and is a predicted model, not a curated record.
UCGAAUACAUACAAGCGGGACGGCGCUCUCUGGUUUCAAAAUAUCGGCCUCUAAUCUCCGACUGUCUACCUUUUCAAGUUUGAAAAUCGGCAGAUGAAACUUACAGAAGUACCUAUGAGAUCCGGCCGCGUAGGCGGUUGUGACAGCGAUGUAUUAUCAAGCAAGAGAGAAGUUAGCAAUAAUAAGCCCCAAUUCAGGCCGGCUAUCGAUGACACCAAACCGCUUCUUCAAGAUCCGAUUCUAAGAUCAGACCCAAUCGAGACGGAAGAAGCUGUUCUCCGAUUGCCUCCUUUCCCUCCGAUUACCUCAAGUUCUCAAUGAUUGUGUACGUAUCUUUUUUAGUAAUUGCGAAUUAAUCUGGUUUACACCUGUUCCUGUUUUAACAUUUGCAAAGUUUUUAACUAAUUUGAGAAGGGGUAAACCAGAAAAACGGUUUUGGCUCUAAUUAGAUUGAGAAAAUAUGUUGUAAUGAUAUGUAUGAUGCUGCGAAUUUACCUUGAAAUGGUAUUGUGGUGUUUAUAAUAUAAUGAAUUUGGUCUAAAACCAAUACAUUUCCA